Messenger RNA from Chlorella variabilis, 3729 nucleotides. RefSeq lists its product as hypothetical. Gene Ontology annotation, cellular component: beta-galactosidase complex. Bases 1 to 3729 code for a protein of 1242 amino acids. Lineage: Eukaryota; Viridiplantae; Chlorophyta; Trebouxiophyceae; Chlorellales; Chlorellaceae. Gene Ontology annotation, biological process: lactose catabolic process. The transcript has 30 exons. The record is from RefSeq and is a predicted model, not a curated record. Gene Ontology annotation, molecular function: beta-galactosidase activity; carbohydrate binding.
AUGGCGGCCUCCUUGGCCCGGCACGCCGCCCGGGACUGGGAGAACCCCGAGGUUAUCGCCAUCAACAAGCGGAGAGCCCACGUGCCACUGCGAUCGUUCACGACACCCGAGCAGGCCUUCCAGCACUUCCGCCUGGCCUCUGAGGCGCCCAGCAGCCCCCGCAUACUGAGCCUCAACGGCGGCGCCUGGCGCUUCCGCCUGUUUGAGCAGCCCGAGGAGGUGCCUGCCGCCUUUGCCGACGCCGACUUUGACGCCUCGCAGUGGGCACAGGCAAGCAGCCCGGCAAGCAGCAGCCCAAUCGCCAGCCUUAGCCGUUGCUCGCACAGCAUGCAUGUUGCGGUGCCCACCAACUGGGAGUGCCAGGGCUUUGGGCGCCCGCAGUACACCAACUUCGUUUACCCGUUCCCAGUCAACCCGCCGUUUGUGCCCGAAGACAACCCCACCGGCUGCUACCAGCUGACCUUUGCAGCGCCGGCAGGGGAAGCAGACCACAGGCAAGUGCAGAGCCCAUGUUCCAGCCGCCUGGCAGCGUUCCUGGUUUUCGAGGGAGUGGACUCCGCUUUCUACUGCUGGCUCAAUGGACAGUUUGUGGGGUACAGCCAGGACAGCCGGCUGCCAGCUGAGUUCGACGUCACCGAGCUGCUGAGCCCGGGCGGUGACAACGUGCUGGCAGUACAGGUACUGAAGUGGAGUGACGGCAGCUACCUGGAAGACCAGGACAUGUGGUGGCUGUCGGGCAUCCACAGGGACGUCUACCUGCUGCUCAAGCCGCGGGAGCACAUUGCCGACUUCUGCGCACGCACCCCGCUGCAGUUUGACGGCGCUGGAGCGCUGGUCGGAGCCACGCUGGAUUUUGAGGUGCAUGUGGAGGGCAGCAGCGCGGCUGCUCUGCAGGGGCUGACGGUACAGGCGGUGCUGUACCGCUGCAACGAAGCCGGAGAGGUGGACCCGGCAGGUGCUCAGGCCUGCCAGGUGGCCGAGCUGGCAUCCCAGCUGCAGCCCGUCUGGGCGGCCGCCGACACGCGCGGCAGGAGCGGCGCCGGCAGCGCCUACGCGGGCGCCCGCGCCACACUCUCGCUCGACAUGCUGAGCCUGCCAGGCGGCGCCGCCUCGCUCCGCCUCUGGUCUGCGGAGCAGCCGCACCUCUACCUGCUGCUGCUGUCGCUGUCGAGCAGCGGCGGCGGCGAGGGAGGCGGCAGGCGAGUGCUGGAGUGGGAGGCGUGCCAGGUCGGGUUCCGCCAUGCCGAGGUCAAGGGGCGGCAGCUGCUGCACAACGGGCAGGCGGUAAUGAUGAAGGGUGUGAACCGGCACGAGCACGACCAGUUGUGCGGCAAGACUGUCAGCCUGGAGGGGAUGGUACAGGACAUAUGCCUGAUGAAGCGCUUCAACUUCAAUGCGGUGCGCUGCAGCCACUACCCCAACAACACGCUCUGGUACGAGCUGUGCAACAAGUACGGGCUGUAUGUCGUGGACGAGGCAAAUGUGGAGACACACGGCUUCGACCCCGCCCUCUGCAACAACCACCUCAACCCAGCCUGCUCCCCGCUCUGGCUGAACGCGAUUGUGGACCGCGGAGUGCGCAUGUUUGAGCGGGACAAGAACCACCCAGCCAUCAUUCUGUGGUCGCUGGGAAACGAGUCGGGCUAUGGCGCAGCCCACCUGGCGAUGGCCGGCUACCUACGGGCGAGGGACAGCAGCCGGCCGGUUCACUACGAGGGGGGCGGCAGCCGUACCGCCGCCACCGACAUCAUUUGUCCCAUGUAUGCCCGCGUGCACCAGAUCCUGAAGCUGGCUGACGAGCCGGACUGCCUGCACGGCACGCCCGCCGCUUGCACCGGCGGCUUCAUCUGGGACUGGGUGGACCAGGCGCUGCUCAAGGAGGAGCAGCUUCCCAGCGGCGGUACCAGGCGGUACUGGGCGUAUGGCGGCGACUACGGCGACUCGCCCAACGAUGCCCAGUUUGUGUGCAACGGCCUGGUGUGGCCCGACCGCAUGCCACACCCCGCUGCGUACGAAGUGAAGCACCUGCAGGCGCCCCUGGCUGUCAGCCUGGCCGCGGCAGCAGGCGGCGGCGGCGACGGGCAGCCGGCCGGCGAGGCGCGGCUGCGGCUGCGCAACAAGCAGCACUUCAGCGACACUGCUGACCUGGCGCUGCGCUGGCGCGUGCUGGUGGACGGCGCCCCCGUGGCGGCAGCAGGCAGCAGGGAGGGCUGGCGGGCGCUGGCGCCGGCGCGGCCGCUGCCGCCGCAGGGGGAGGCUGUCGUGGCGCUGGGCGUGAGCUGGGCUGAGCUGGCACAGCAGGCACAGCAGGCCGCCGAACCCCAGCUCGAGGUGCAGGCGCUGCUGGCCGGCGACUGCCUGUGGGCGGCUGCCGGGCAUGAGGUACUUACGGUACAGCUGCCGCUGGAUGGGCUGCUGCCUGCACGCGGCGCAGCGGGCGGCACUGCACCAGCCAGCGAUCCCCAGCAGCAGCAGGAGGAGCAGCAGCAGGAGGAGCAGGCAGCGCCGCUGACGGUGCAGCAAGACGGCAGCGGCAUCACCGUAUCCGGCGGCACGGCUGGCAUCAGCUGGCGGCUGCAUUUCGAUGGCGCCACCGGUGCCCUAGCCAGGUGGACGGUCGGCAGCAACGGCGGCAGCGACGGCGGCGAGCACCUGCUGGCUGCCCCGCUGGCGCCUUGCGUCUUCCGGGCCCCGACCGACAACGACAAGGGCGGCAGCGGCGGCAGCAGCUAUGCGGCGAGGCGAGAGGAGUGGAAAGCCGCGGGGCUGGACCGGCUCGAGGUUGCGCCUGGGAGCGUCACCCUUUCCGCCUCCCAGCAACAGCAGCAGCCGGGCGGGGUGGACGUGCGCUGCUCCUUCGUGCUGCGGCCGGGGGAGCAGCAGGAGGCGGCGGCGGCGCCGGUGGAGGAGGGGGUGGGCGUGGGCGAGGUUGGCGGCGCGCACUGGCUGUCAGAGGAGCAGCCCACCAGCGUGGAUGUGGCGGCGGCGGAGCAGAGCGGCGGGCGCACCGAGGGCGCCAUCUGCUGCCAGGUCACCUACACAGUGAGCCGUGACGGCAGCCUGAGGAUGCGGUGGGAAGUGGAUGCCACCGACGCGCUGCCCGCCGCCCUGGCACCCGGCCUCGACAAGUCCCUGCCGCGAGUCGGGCUGGCGCUGGGCGUGCCGUCCCGCCUGCAGCGGGUGCAGUGGUACGGCCGCGGACCGCACGAGUGCUACCCAGACCGUAAGGCUGGGGCGGUGUUGCGCCGGCACUGCGUGGAGUCGAUUGAGCAGCUGCACGUGCCGUACGUCUAUCCCAGCGAGAGCGGCGGCCGCGCCGACGUGCGCUGGGUGGCGCUGGGCGACCGCGGCGGCGGCGGCGGCCUGCUGGCGGCCGCCGCGGGCGCCGGCAGCAGCAUGCAGGCGAGCGCGGCUGGCGCAUGGCCGCCGCUCUGCGCUGCUGCACGCGCGUGCCCAUGCGUCAGCGCCAGCCCCUUCAGCGUGCGCGCCUUUGAGCAGGCCAGGCACGACCACGAGCUGCAGCCCAGCGGCUUCACCUGGCUGCACCUGGACCACCGCCACAUGGGGCUGGGCGGCGAUGACAGCUGGAGCCCCACGGUGCACAAGGAGUACCUGGUGCCGCCGGGGAGGUACAGCUUCAGCCUGCUGCUGAGCCCGCUACCCGCGGGCAGCAGCGGCGGCGACGAGGCGGCCCAGCGCGAGACUGCUGCAUGGAAGGCCCUGCUGUAG